Molecule: messenger RNA, 4472 nt
Organism: Octopus bimaculoides (California two-spot octopus)
Lineage: Eukaryota; Metazoa; Mollusca; Cephalopoda; Octopoda; Octopodidae
Biological process (GO): regulation of transcription by RNA polymerase II
Cellular component (GO): nucleus
Molecular function (GO): sequence-specific DNA binding; DNA-binding transcription factor activity, RNA polymerase II-specific
Source: RefSeq, a predicted model, not a curated record
GUCAGUGAUUGGUUGAAAUUACAGAAAUCCGACAACUUUAACAUAGAAUAAUUUAUGGAUUUCUUUUUUUUUAAAGAAGACUAAGAGAAAAAGAUGUUUUAUAUGACACAUUCUACCAGUGUUCCAAGUUUCAAAGUGUUUCGUUAAUGAAAAAUGUGGCCCCCGUUUUAAAAAAGAUCCAAACUUAUUUUCCAAAAUUCCAAUUCUUAAGUAAACAAAAAUAUAUUCAAUCGAAAAUAGAUAAGUAGAAUAGAAUAGCAGAACACAAGAAUCUUUACUACUUGAUGUACAUAUUGUCUGAAUUCUAACAAAAGGGAAAGCAUUUACUUCAAAAAUGUGUAGAAAGAUAGAUUUCUUUAUUAAGCCAAGAAGGGCCGAACGCAGAGGGGACAAUACAAUGUAGAAUUUUUCUUUUCAAAAGCGAUCAAUAGGGAUCGAAAACGUUUUGUAACGUGCACACAAAAGAUAACAAUGUAUCGUUUUAACAACUGAAAUUCUCAAAAGGGGAAUAAACUAAAACACUGAAUAAGGUUAUCCGUGGAAUGAAAAAAACCCCACAGUAACCUCGGAAAAAACCACGAGAGCAAAGCGCCCUUUCUCUUUUUGUUCUAUAGGUUCAUGCUCAAAAGGGAUCCGUCAUUCAUGUGGACCAUCCUUGCUAUAUUCACCCACCACAAAGGUGACAACGUGGCCUUCUGCCUUCAACGGCCACGUAAGUUUGUGUCGCCCGUCUGUUUUACUAGGUCUAGGAUGGACUUGAUCGUCUCUUGAUCCACUUGGAUCAAGAGUUUGACCCCAUAUCCGACCCAGUUUUGCUGCUCUAGGAAGGCAAUUUCUAGGAUGUUAAUUGCUUCUUCAAAAUCAGCAGAUCGCCUUACACCAGCCAGCGUAUUUCUACCUCAGGGGGGAACAUCUUUAAUUUUUACUUUUGUCACAUGGCGACCAAGGUAUGUGGGAACCAUGACAAUUUCCUCGCAUUCGAGUGGCUUUAUGGAAUGUGUUUUUGCUUGACAGUGGCAAAUCUUUUACCCCUUGCGAUGUAUUUUUUAAAAGCCCAUACAGGCCGUGGGUAUUUUUCAACCGUUUGUUUAUUUGACAUGUUCCAGCCUUUUUGUUUUUAAGUUUAUUGCCUUGUAAAUCAUUUGUUUUUUUUUGUCUUUUAAAAUAUCUUUUGGUGCGUGUGAUUUUAUUCAUCUUCCUUCUUUUGAUAAAAAUCGAUUUAGAUUCUAGGAAUACUUGUGGAGUAAAUGACACGAGUUGUCUCCCUUGGCUCAGAACAGUAGCAAAAUUUUGUUCGUUCGUGUUGUCGGUUCGACUAAAACUUCCUCAAAGUGGUACCCCAGCACGGUCACAGUCCAAUGUCUGAAACAAGUAAAAGGAUGGGGGGAGUUGAAAAUAACUGAGUGGGGUUUAUCCACAAGGUAGCUUAGCAUGAGAUAAUUUAAUGAAUUUAGGCCGGCGGUGUAGAGGGUAAUUUGUCUCCUCUCAAUGAUAUAGGUGACAUAAGUUAUAAGUCCCUAACAUAAUUUAAUACAUUCAGAAACACUUUCAGUUCUACCAAUUUCUUCUUUGUUCAUAUCCAACCGUGAAAGCGCGGGGCUCAAUUGUUAGGGUAUUCGGUACACGAUAGUAAGACUGUGAAUUCGAUUCCUGGUUGCGCAUUGUGUCCUUGAACAAGACACCAUAUUUCACGUUGUUGCAGUCCACUUAUCCGGCAAAAAUGUGUUGUACCUGUAAUUGGAAGGACCGGCCUUAUAACGUUCCGUGUCACGCUGAAUCUCCAUUAGAACCCCUCAAAGGGUAACGCGUUUGUCGACUGCUCAGCUACUUGCAUGUUAAUUUCAUGAGGAAUCUGUUCCGUUGAUCGGAUCGACUGGAAUAUUCAUCGUCGUGACCGACGGAAUGCCAGUUUUUGUAUCCAACCCAUAAUAAACCAAAUGUACAUCAUCCAGUAAAAUAAUUAUCGAAUAUUAAUGAGGAUGCCACUGCGCGAUCUUUCGAUCUCAAUUAAUUAAAGUAGUUGGGUAUGCUUGAAGAGAAAUUUGGCGACUAUUUUUGGUUGGCUGAAUAAACACGUAAAGGCUCCCUCAUUGAUACCCAAUAGUUAUUUUAAUUGGUGAUUCUUUUAAAAUUUACCAUGCGUUGGAUAUAAACGACACAUCAUAUUGAGCGUGUUUCUAAAUGCAUUAAAUUAUGUUAGGAACUUUUGACAUAUUUCACCGAUUCCAUUGAGGCGAGGGAAAAAUUAUCAGUAACUUAGAUUUAAUUGUGCUGUUCUGAGUAUUCCAUUACAACCUGAAGUAGAAUACAAACUUCACCAGAAAACCUGCAACCGAUUAUUUAUGGAUGGAAUAUUGGGGGUCGAUGGGAUUGACUUAUCCCCUCCCUCGAACUUGUUGGCUUUGUGCCAAAAUUUGAAACCAAUUUUUACAUAUGUAAACGAAGUCUCCUGAAAAGUGACUGACCCAUGUUUUUAUUAAUCAAGAAUUAAUAUGGAUGACAUUAAUAAUUGUGGGAAUAAAUCCUAUAGCUGUGAUGUCUGUGGAAAAUUUUUUGUCUCCAAGAAUAUUUUAACAAGACACAAUUUGAUACACACCGGAGAAAAACUAUUUCAUUGUGAAAUCUGUGGAAAAUCUUUCGUUGAUAAUUCAAAACUGAUUAUUCAUAAUCGUAGUCAUACUGGAGAAAAGCCCUUUCAUUGUGAUGUUUGUCGAAAUUCUUUUGUUUCUAAAAGCAUUUUAACUCGACACAAAAUUAUACACAGUGGAGAAAAAGCAUUUCACUGUGAGAUAUGUGGAAAAUCGUUUAUGAAAAACACUAAUUUAACCACUCACAGAAGAAUCCACACUGGAGAGAGACCGUUUUGCUGUGAAAUAUGUGGAAGAUCUUUCUCUGUUAACUCGAAUCUUGUAGUACACAUUAGAAUACAUACUGGAGAGAAGCCUUAUAGUUGCGAAACUUGUGGGAGAUCGUUUAUCAAAAACAGUGACUUGACAAAGCACAAAAGAAUACAUACGGGAGAGAAACUUGUAUCUUGUGAAAUAUGUGGGAAGACUUUUAUCGCUAACAGUGAUUUAGCUAAACACAGACGAACACACACCGGAGAAAAACUUUUCCACUGUGAAAUUUGUGGGAAAUCGUUCUCUGUGAAUUCAAGUCUUGUUAUUCACGUACGUAGUCAUACUGGAGAAAAGCCAUAUCAUUGUGAAGUGUGCGGCAAAUCGUUUAUGGUUAACAGUGGCUUGACGAAGCACAUGAAGAUACACACAGGAGAAAAUUUAUUCCACUGUGAAAUCUGUGGUAAAUCUUUCACUGAAAAUUCAAAAUUUGUUAUCCACAAGCGUAUUCACACUGGGGAAAAACCAUUCCAUUGUGAUAUUUGUGGGAAGUCUUUCUCUGUUAAUGCUCGACUUGGUGUUCACAAAAAAAUUCAUACUGGAGAAACACCCUAUUCUUGUGAUAUUUGUGAGAAGUCGUUUAUCACUAACAGUCAUUUAAAAAUACACAAACGAGUACACACUGGAGAGAAACCAUUUCACUGUGAAAUAUGUGGAAGAUCCUUCGCUAUUAAUUCCCAUCUUGUCGUUCAUAGAAGGGUACACACCGGAGAAAGGCCUUAUUCUUGUGGAAUAUGUGCUAAGACAUUUAUCACAAACAGUCUCUUAAAAAAACACCAACGAAAGCACACUAGAGGGUAACCAUUUCAUCAUCAUCAUCAUCGUCGUCGUUUAACGUCCGCUUUCCAUGCUAGCAUGGGUUGGACGAUUUGACUGAGGACUGGUGAAACCAGAUGGCUACACCAGGCUCCAAUCUAAUUUGGCAGAGUUUCUGCAGCUGGAUGCCCUUCCUAACGCCAACCACUCCGAGAGUGUAGUGGGUGCUUUUUACGUGCCACCGACUGUGAAAUAUGAGAAAGCCUUGUUUUGUAAAUCAAAUAUUAAAGAUUAGAUGCAGUGGAAUUGCAUCAGUGAUAAGGUUGCAGUUGGUGCAAUGAAGAUUUUGAUACCAAAUAAUAAAUGUUUAAGUGAAGUUAACAGUCUGUGUGUUGUUUUUGAAUGGUUAACACGUCUCCCAUGCUGUAAUUGUACCUAUUAGUGACCCUUCUGUCAUAUUUGAAAUGAUCUUGUUUGGAUACUAAUCUGAUAUGUUUUUAUUCUCUUACUUGUUUCAGUCAUUUGACUGAGGCCAUGCUGGAGCACCGCCUUGAAGGGUUUUAGUCGAACAAAUUGAUACCAGGACUUAUUUUUUAAAAGCCUAGUAUUGGGUUGGUGCAUAAAUAUUGCGGCUUUUUUCCAACAAAUCUUAUUCAACGAAAACAAUAACAAAAUUUAACAAAAACAUCUUUGAAUGACGGUCUGACCGUCUGCCAAGCAAAUGGGAAGCAGUAACUGAAGUAGAUGGUGAAUAUGCUCCGGAAUAAUCAUUUAAAGAUGUUUUUGUUACAUACUAAAAUUGGAACAAUACAGACAAGA